Pieris rapae (cabbage white) is the source of this 5120-nucleotide messenger RNA. Its product is annotated as Down syndrome cell adhesion molecule-like protein Dscam2. Lineage: Eukaryota; Metazoa; Arthropoda; Insecta; Lepidoptera; Pieridae. Gene Ontology annotation, molecular function: protein binding. The coding region runs from base 1 to 4245 and encodes 1414 amino acids. Gene Ontology annotation, biological process: axon guidance; cell-cell adhesion. Gene Ontology annotation, cellular component: plasma membrane; axon. The record is from RefSeq and is a predicted model, not a curated record. The transcript is spliced from 32 exons.
AUGCGACAACAUAUGCUUACCUCUGAUUCUGGUGAAAAUUAUGAAAAUGAUUCGACGCAUAAUACAGGUGUUAUUGAAAGAAUACGACGAAGGCGAAGCAUGUCUGAUGGCAGAGUGUUGAUGACUCAGCACUUUACGGAAAGAACACUUACUCCAGGUGGUGAUAUCAGCUUGCAAUGUGCAGCUACAGCUGAUAGACCUCCUCAAUUUACUUGGCAAAGGGAUGGAGUCGGUAUAUCUAGCAACACUGACUCCAGAUAUUCAUUGGGUCAAAUAAUGCGAUCUGAUGGCACUGUGCUGGCUCAGCUCAAUAUAUCAAGGAUAAGAGUGGAAGAUGGUGGAUUAUACUCUUGUUCAGCGAGAGAAGGUGAUCAUGUAGUUGUCCAUGAGAACAGGCUGGAUGUAUAUGGACCACCUUAUAUUAGAGCAUUACCGCCACUAAAAGUCCAAAGCGGGGAAACAGUCAAUCUCAGAUGUCCAUUUUAUGGAUAUCCUAUCAGCAAAAUUGAUUGGGAAUUUAAGGGCAAAACCAUCAGCUCGGACAACCUCUUCCAAAGAUAUAAACGCAGUCAACACAAGCGAAAAUAUCGUAGCGUCUCCAACAUCCACGGAGUACUCAGUAUCCUAGAGAUUAACAAGGACCACGAGGCGCAGUAUACCUGUAUUGUGACCAGUCCAUCAGGAGAAAUGGCCAGACGGACAUUCGAAAUACAGGUUAUUGAAGCGCCAGUGUUGGAAGAUCUUUUAUUUGGGAACAACCUUCAAGAAGGUCAAAUAGUAAAUAUUUACUGUAACGUAAGGAGCGGCGAUUUGCCGAUACAUUUUGAGUGGCUAAAGGAUGGAAAGCGGAUACCGAGUGGUUUGAAGGUCGUUGAGAGGAGUUCAGAGCUAUUCAGCGCGCUUAUAAUAAAAAAAGUUUCUUUAGAACACUGUGGUACAUACACCUGCGUCGCUACCAACCACGUCGCAACUGUUAAUAAGACAACAGAGUUGUUUAUAAAAGUUGCCCCAAAAUGGGCAGAAGAGCCAACAAACUCUUCUCUUUUAUUAGGCAGAAGAGGUGUUGUCUCGUGUAGCGCUAGUGGGUAUCCAAAACCUCAGGUGCAUUGGAUGAAAAAAGACGCGAUUCUCGGUACCUGGCAACCCGUACUAGAACUUGCUGGAGGCGGAAUUCUAAGCUUGACAAAUGGGUCUUUGGUGAUAGACGAGGUAUCACUAGCAGACGAGGGACUAUAUUCUUGCAACGUUGAAAAUGGCGUCGGUACGCCACUCAGCAAGACUGUCUGGAUUACAGUAAAUAAGCCAGUCCACUUCUCCACAUCAUCAGCUAAUAUUACAUCACGGCUGGGUCAAUCAGUAGCUCUGGAGUGCCACGCUCUCGGAGACACACCGAUUACUGUACAAUGGAUGAGGCAGGGACACGCCCUAGAAGUGCACUCUCAUAGAUGGAAACUGUCAGAAAUAAAAACCAACUCAGGGUUGAGAAGUACAAUAAGUAUACAGUACGCAGAAACAAAUGAUGCAGGAUUGUACCAAUGCCGAGCGGGCAAUCCCUUUGGGAGCAGCAUAUACAAUGUAUAUGUCACAAUACUGGAACCGCCCACACCACCAACUGAACUUCGUUUGGAGUCAGUUCAAUCUCGGAUAGUGGCCAUAUCAUGGCGAACCAAUGAUCGUUUAAAUGCCAAGCACUAUACCGUACAGUAUGCGCCUGCGCACCUCAGUGAUGUUCGUUGGGAACUCGCUAGUACAUUUAAUGUCACAAGCAAUAAUGAAAUACGUCAAAUAUUCGAGCUGCAAAAUCUUCGUCCGGCGAAUGGCUAUGCAGUUAGAGUUGCAACUGUCAACCAAGUCGCUGUAAGCCGGUUCACUGAACCUUUGUAUUUCACUACACAAGAGGAACCUCCAUCAUCUCCACCACAACAAGUACGUGUAUCGCAAACAGAAGAGCCAGGUCAGCUAAGAGUGUGGUGGUCACCACCAGACCCACUAUCACAUAAUGGCCACAUCACAGGAUUCCACAUAAAGGCUGUACCACAGAACGUUGGACCAAUUUCAGAAGAAUCAAACACGAGAAUGCUAAAAGUGCCACACCAGUCUGGAAAGCAAGAGACAAUGCUAAGUGGUCUUUUGAAAAAUACAAGAUAUGCUGUAACAAUAUCAGCUUUUAAUAGUGCUGGUUCAGGUCCAUUUUCAUCACCAGUUUUUCAGGAGACUCGGGAAGGAGCUCCCGAAAACGCUCCAUCUUCAGUUGAAUGUACAGCCGUUUCUUCAACAUCAUUGCGAGUCGGUUGGCAACCCUUGAUAGCACCAAGACAUGGAACUGAGAUUUUGGGAUAUACCAUUCUUUAUGCCUCUGAUGAGAGUGAUUGGCAGAAUCAAACAUCAAUUCAUACGGAACAGUAUUUGCAAAACUUACUAAAAUAUGCAAAUUAUACAAUUAAAGUCGCUGGCUAUUCCAGUUACGGAGUAGGACCGUUCUCUUACCCAAUCGUCUGCACUACUUUACAGGACGUUCCAUCACCACCAGCAGAUAUUAAAGUUUUAGUUCUAUCACCGACAACAUUACUCAUCAGUUGGAAGCCACCAGACAGGCCGAAUGGAGAAAUUAUUUUCUAUACAGUCUACGUCAAACCAGUGGGAAGUGCGGGCGAUGCAGUUAUAACACAGCGUAUAGAAUCUAUUCGCCAUACGGCAGAGGUGAAGGAUUUGAGCACUGGCCGGACUUAUGAAGCGUGGGUGUGUGCGUCUACGCAUGUUGGUGAAGGCCGAGCAAGCAAGAGACUGACUCAAACACCAACGCAUAGAGUCGUAGCUGGAGUUUCAUCUUUAGGCGGUUCAAUAUCUGUUGGUGCGGGAUCAUCUCUGCUUCUACGAUGCGAGUGUGUGGGAUCUCCUGCAGCUCGUACGGUGUGGUACCACAACCACAACAUCAUCACCCACCAUCCCCGCUUUACACGGAACCACGACGAUACACUUCUGAUUAACAAUAUUGACGAAUCUCUAAGCGGUAAUUAUACGUGUCUAGCUAAGAAUCUGUAUGGUUCUGAUUCUGUGAAAUAUACAGUGAUUGUCCAACCAUUACCGGAUUCGCCAAUCCUUAGAGCAACGCCAUAUAAAGACUCCUUGGUAGUCGAAUGGGAACAACCACAUUACUCAAUUACAAAUAAAUCAUCUGCACAGAAAAUAACCUACAGCCUAACUUGGAAAGAAGCAAACGGACCCUGGCAAGAGGCUUGGUCGACAAAUGAUCUACCAAAUAUAUCUAACGUCCAAAAACAUACCUUAACUGGACUUAAGUGUGGGACAAAAUAUUCGUUACGAAUAACAGCGACGAACAGAGUGGGAACCUCACAACCUGCGUAUCUAGAUAUUAGCACCUUGGGAACUGUCCCAAUUCCACCAACAUCAAACGAAUGGUUAUGGAGCAACAGUUCACACAUGUACAUCCAGUUGGCUGGCUGGGAGAGUGGUGGUUGCGAUAUGAGAGCUUGGGAUGUGGAGUUUCGUCCCCUGGGAUCAAGAAUCUGGACCAGAGCCAGGAAUACGUUGACAUAUGCGGAUACAAGUUGGAGUCUACCCCUGUACCAAGCACCGAACUAUCGUUCAAGUUCGUUCGCUAUAUCGGAUCUAUCUCCCGGAACGUGGUACCAGGUCAGGAUUACUGCCACUAAUGAGGCUGGGAGUAUUAGUAGCAUUUAUAAUUUUGCUACUAAAAAUUUGGAUGGUAGUGAAGUGGGUCCACCGUCUGACAUAUUUGACCUAAAUAUGCUUGUAAUCGUAUUUAGCUCAAUUCUACUUCUCGUCUGCCUCAUCUGUUGUGCUUAUAUUUUACUAAGGAGACAAAGAUCUGGAAAUUUUACACAAUACAGAGAUUCUCUAACGACAGAUAAUAAAUCCGAGAACGGUAAUCUCACUACAAAUGCGUCGCACAAUAACCUUACGAGCGUUGUGAAAGAAAAUGCAAUAAAUGCACAAAAUAGGAUUUAUAGCACACCAAUACCAGUGAGGAAUAAUGGCAAACACGAGCUAUAUGAAAUUAGCCCAUACGCACAAUUUGCGGUUGGCUUCAGAACGUUUGGGCACGUUGAUAACCAGGAUCCUCCUUUGGGCCAUAAACACAAAUAUUGUGAUACAGAAACAAGUUUCCAAAUGUGUUCUGAAUGUGAAGAUAGCGACACAAUAUCAAAAUACAGCGGAAGUAAAUGCUCACGUGAAACCUGUAGAACCCCGCAUCACAGGUAGCUACGCGAAAAAAUGCUACUUAAAAUGAAAGGGUAGAAUUGUUAAGGACCACCGGUAGAACGGAAAAUUGAGGUAAAUCCAAAUGAAGCCAAUAAAAUAUCACUGCAAAUAUUAUGGUUGUGUUACAAUAUUUAUAGGUUAACAGUUAAACUCAUGGUCUCAAUAUAAAAUAAGGUUGUAUAGAACUUUACAUUACCCCUUACUUAUAAGCACUUAAUCUCUUAUUUAAAAACUGUUUCACUGUGUAAAUAGGAAUCACAUUCUGGAAGAACAUUUCUUUCAAUUACGUAUUAGAGUCGUAAAAACAGCUUGGCUUGUUUUAAGAUUUACGUAGCACCAAUGCAUUGGGAAUUAUACUUGCCCGAAUCGUUGAUCGUGUUAUAUCGAAUAAUUUCUAUAAUUUACAUCUCAACAUAAAUUACAAAUAUCUGAAUUAGAAUACGCAACAGCAAGACUCAAAUAUAGUACUUACUAUUUUAUGACAUAACCGUAUAAAAAACAGUGUCACUAUUACAAUGCUAGAUUGUUCCAGUAACAAGCUAUAUUGAUUGCCAAAUUAUUAAAUAAAUAUCCAGCCUUAGCAAGCCGGGAAAUGCUGUUAUAAGUAAGGGGUCAUUUUAUUUUACUGUGCAAUCAGUGUAACGGCCCGUUCACACUUGGAAGUCCGUUUUACUGGUACGUUUUAAACGGAUACGUCAUAAAUUUAUACUUUGUCACACAUAGGCACCGUAUAAUGUUCAACGGAUCCGUCAUUUCUGGAUGCCAUGUGUAAACAGAAAACCGCCUCUAUUCUACAAGGAUGUAUCUAUCCAUUAAAAAUCUACGUAUAUUUUUACUGUUCCGUCGUCCAGUAAUCGAUGCAAAACGGAAUGUAU